UCUCUCCCAGAUGUGCAGAUGCAGCUCUCACACGGUGCUGGGGCAGUUGAUGCUGUACACUGAGUUGCCUUUACUGACCACUGAAUACCAGCUGUGAUUUGAGAGAGAAGAGGACUACAUUCAGGAGUUACUAUGAGCCACUGUGAGCCUUAUGUGACCAGGAACAAUCACUGUCCCAUCACUGCUGUAAGGAAUGAGAGUCAGGACUACUUGCUGAUGGAUGCUGAGGAUGGAGGGGAGAACUCAGUGCAUCCCUAUGGAUAUUACCCUGUGCGAAGCACAGAAAAUAGAUCAUGCCACCGGCGACAAACGUUACUUAGAGAAAAGGGUAGAAGGCAAGCCAAUCGGGGACCUGCGUAUAUGUUCAGCGACCGAUCUACAAGCCUUUCACCUGAUGAAGAACGGUUUCUGGAUGCUGCAGAAUACGGAAAUAUCCCCGUAGUCCGGAAAAUGAUGGAAGAAUGUCAUACUCUAAAUGUUAAUUGUGUGGAUUAUAUGGGACAGAAUGCUUUACAAUUAGCAGUAGCCAACGAGCAUUUGGAAAUAACAGAACUGUUGCUAAAAAAAGAAAACUUAGCCCGGGUCGGUGAUGCUUUGCUUUUGGCCAUCAGUAAAGGAUAUGUACGGAUAGUAGAAGCAAUAUUAAACCACCCCUCCUUUGCAGAAGGUAAGCGUCUUACAACAAGCCCCAGUCAGUCGGAAUUCCAACACGAUGACUUUUAUGCCUACGACGAAGAUGGGACUAGGUUCUCCCAAGAUAUUACACCAGUCAUCUUGGCAGCCCACUGCCAGGAAUAUGAAAUAGUGCACACACUUCUCAGGAAAGGAGCUCGGAUUGAACGACCUCAUGAUUACUUUUGUAAAUGUAGUGAAUGUAAUGAGAAGCAAAAACAUGACUCUUUUAGCCAUUCGCGAUCUAGAAUCAAUGCUUACAAAGGACUUGCAAGCCCUGCAUACCUUUCUUUAUCCAGUGAGGAUCCUGUGAUGACUGCUCUAGAGCUCAGUAAUGAGCUUGCUGUGUUAGCAAACAUUGAAAAAGAAUUCAAGAAUGACUACAAAAAGUUGUCAAUGCAAUGCAAGGACUUUGUUGUUGGACUUCUCGAUUUGUGCAGAAACACAGAGGAAGUUGAAGCAAUUUUAAAUGGCGAUAUCGAUACUAAUCACGGCAAUGUGGAAGCAAAUGGGCGGCCUAGCCUGUGUCGAUUAAAGCUGGCUAUUAAAUAUGAAGUAAAAAAGUUUGUAGCUCAUCCAAAUUGUCAACAACAGCUUCUUUCAAUAUGGUAUGAAAACUUGUCAGGAUUACGGCAACAGACCACUGCAGUCAAGUUUCUGGUUGUCCUAGGAGUUGCAAUAGGAUUGCCAUUUCUGUCCGUUGUUUACUGGAUUGCACCAUGCAGUAAGCUGGGUAAAAUAAUGCGAGGUCCUUUCAUGAAAUUCGUGGCUCAUGCCGCUUCCUUCACUAUUUUCCUUGGUCUGCUAGUUAUGAACGCAGCCGACAGAUUCGAAGGCACAAAGAUUCUUCCUAAUGAGAGCAUCACAGAUAAUGCAAAGCAGCUGUUUAGAAUGAAAACUUCCUGCUUCUCGUGGAUGGAAUUGCUCAUUAUAUCAUGGGUAAUAGGAAUGAUUUGGUCGGAAUGCAAGGAGAUUUGGUCUCAAGGUCCCAGGGAAUAUAUCUUUGAGCUGUGGAAUAUCCUUGACUUCGGAAUGUUGGCAAUCUUUGCAGCUUCAUUCAUUGCCAGGUUUAUGGCUUAUUGGCAUGCUUCCCGAGCUCAAAAUUAUGUUGAUGAUGAUGAAAAUAUCAAGGACGUGACAAGUGCAACGCUGCCUCCUGAAAUAAAAUACUACACGCUAGCCAGAAUUAAAUGGCUUCCGUCAGAUCCUCAAAUCAUAUCCGAAGGCCUCUAUGCAAUUGCUGUAGUUUUAAGUUUCUCCAGAAUUGCCUACAUUUUACCAGCUAAUGAAAGCUUUGGACCUCUGCAGAUAUCACUUGGCCGAACUGUCAAAGACAUCUUCAAGUUUAUGGUUAUAUUUAUCAUGGUAUUUGUGGCCUUCAUGAUUGGAAUGUUUAACCUGUAUGCUUACUAUCUUGGAGCCAAACAAAAUGAUGCCUUUACCACAGUUGAAGAAAGCUUUAAGACUUUAUUCUGGGCUAUAUUUGGACUAUCUGAAGUGAAAUCAGUUGUGAUUAAUUAUGGACACAAGUUUAUUGAAAAUAUUGGCUAUGUCCUGUAUGGGGUUUACAAUGUUACCAUGGUCAUUGUCCUCUUAAACAUGCUUAUUGCGAUGAUCAACAGCUCCUACCAAGAGAUUGAGGAUGACGCCGACGUAGAGUGGAAAUUUGCCAGGGCCAAACUUUGGUUUUCUUACUUUGAAGAAGGGAGGACUUUACCUGUACCUUUCAAUUUGGUUCCAAGCCCUAAAUCUUUCAUUAACAUCGCUCUAAAAACAAAAGCUUUUCUGUACAAAUUAUUUUCACGCAAUACUAAAGGUUUGCAAGAAGAUUCGGAGAUGAAUAAGCUGGGGCAAAGCAAACACUCAAGCAUUAGAAGUUCUGAAGAUGGUAAUUUGAACAACAUAGGUAAUCAGCCUACAAAAUAUCAGAAAAUAAUGAAGCGCCUUAUUAAGAGAUAUGUUCUGAAAGCUCAGAUAGACAAAGAGAGCGAUGAAGUCAAUGAGGGAGAACUAAAGGAGAUUAAACAGGACAUUUCAAGUCUCCGUUACGAACUUCUUGAAGAAAAAUCUCACAACACAGAGGACCUUGCUGAGUUAAUUCGGAAACUCGGAGAGAGGUUGUCAAUCGAACCUAGACUACAAUAGAGCCGCGUAUGACUUAUCAGCGCAAGAUUAUCAGCAGCUACCAUUUGUACACACCCUGCUCAGUUUAUUACGUGACCAUAUACACAAUUUCAAUAUUGUAAGGACUUACAAAUUUAAACAUGCGCUUAGUAUAUUAAUAUUUAAAACAGGAAGAAAACUGAAACAAUGCGUGAGCUUAUUGUAAUACAAAUUUAUGGGCGUAUUAAGAAAUAAAAUUAACCUAGAUAAUAUUUUAACACAUUGUAAACAUGAAGCAUUCUUUGUCAUGUAACAGAGGUUUAAGCAGAGAUUGUCAAUUAGCAUUUAAUUCCUAAAGCAUAAUGGAAUAUUUUAUUCUAAUAUGAUAUAUAUGAUGGCCAUAUAAUGACCUGGGUUAUAGGCAUCCAAAUACGACAAAAGCCAUAUAUCUAUUAAGUCAAUAUUAUCUGAUCCAAGUACUCUGAUAGCAGGCACUAUUGGGCACUAAUAUAUAUUAGCGCAAUAUAAUAGAGCAAAUGUGAAACGUUAAGGAAAAUAAAUUGUUAUUGAAUAUAUUUUGGAAGGGGGACACAAAUUGUUAAAAUCAGACUAUGCAUUAAUAACAUCAUUAAUGUUUAUUGGUUUACUAUAUCGUAUUAAUUUUAUUUACAGAGCACUAACAUAUUCCAAAACAUACAAGUAUUUGGCAACAAUAAAAUUUAGGCUAAUUUAAAUAAAUAGUGGUGAUGCUGGUGGAAUGAGUAUACAGUUCGAAAGCUGGAGUGUAAUUACACGUAAGAUAGAUAAUAUACGAGAGAAUGGGAGGCAUUGUAUCUGUAAGGGAAAACCAAUUGACAGAUGUGCAAUUUUGUAUCUAACCAUAUACUAUAUUUAUAUAAUCGAUCUAAUUAGUGAUAUAAUAAGCAGGUGUGAUUGGGUUAAUCUGUAUGU
Messenger RNA from Pelobates fuscus (common spadefoot toad), 3726 nucleotides. RefSeq names its product transient receptor potential cation channel subfamily C member 6 (gene TRPC6). Gene Ontology annotation, molecular function: store-operated calcium channel activity; inositol 1,4,5 trisphosphate binding; protein binding. The transcript is spliced from 12 exons. The record is from RefSeq and is a predicted model, not a curated record. NCBI's taxonomy places the organism in Eukaryota, Metazoa, Chordata, Amphibia, Anura, Pelobatidae. Gene Ontology annotation, cellular component: cation channel complex; plasma membrane. Bases 133 to 2817 code for a protein of 894 amino acids. Gene Ontology annotation, biological process: single fertilization; calcium ion transmembrane transport; regulation of cytosolic calcium ion concentration.